This is a messenger RNA of Lates calcarifer (barramundi perch), 5232 nucleotides long. RefSeq names its product terminal nucleotidyltransferase 4A. Gene Ontology annotation, cellular component: TRAMP complex; nucleolus. Gene Ontology annotation, biological process: RNA 3'-end processing. The transcript is spliced from 12 exons. Lineage: Eukaryota; Metazoa; Chordata; Actinopteri; Centropomidae. The record is from RefSeq and is a predicted model, not a curated record. Gene Ontology annotation, molecular function: poly(A) RNA polymerase activity; mRNA binding. Bases 695 to 3166 code for a protein of 823 amino acids.
CUUCUGUUCAUCCUGUCGAGUAAUUUUUGUGGCGCAUAUGCAUUUAUCACAACAACAAUAGUCUUAAAAAAUGUGAUAAAGAGCGACUAAUGAUCCGGUCAAAUUGCUACAACCGUCUCAUCUCUGUAAAGGGGGUCAAACAUUUAAGAAACACCACUUCUGGAUGUAGCCUUCAAAAAAAAAGCCCAACUAAUUUUGAAACUUUACAUAUGAAGCAUUAAUGCGUACUGAAAACACGUGUGAGAUGUGGAAAGCUUAAAAAUAAGUUAAUAUUUUAAGAAGGAUACUUUCUCAAAUGCAUUAUUAUUUGGCACUUUGUCUUAAGUUUGUUGUUUGAUGUGAUCUUUUGGAGAAGCAUAAAUGAAAUACUUUAACUUCCGGUUUUUCCGCCUUGUAUGUGGGUGACUUGACGCAUCUCUCGGUGCUGAGGGGGUGUGUUCAAAGAUUUAAAUCCCUCAGACAUGCGUAGAUGCAGAUUCGUGCUGCUGGGUGCGCCAUAUUGGCUGACUUACAUGGGGAGUGGAGUUGAACAAGCUGCUUGGAAAACCAAACCAGUUUCCGAACAUGAAGCACUUUAAGGAUAACAAGUAAACCAACGCGGUAGGAUUUAUUUGUUACCUUGGGUGCAAAGUGUUUAAUUUGCCAAAUUGCUCGCCAUUUUCUCGUGAGGAGGUUCUCCGUAAACUCGAGUCCAAUGGAUCCCAGGACCGCUUGGAUCCAGCCCGAGCAGAAGGGACCUGCCAAUUCCCUGUGGAUGCACAUUUGGGAAACCUCUCAGGGAUUUGGGGCAAACUCCGGCAUCGACAACCGCCUUCACCUCCAACGCAACUUUGCAGCGCAAAAUUCAAACUCCGCGGAUUCAAUCGUCGAGUAUUGCAAAAAUGUAGCACCCCCGCCGCCGGGGAUUGUGUUCGGGAAACUGCCAAAGCGAGACGGCGGCGGAGAUAGAGGAAGUGUCCGGAGGAAGGGCUCGUUGUCGCCGUCCUCCUCCUCGCUGGACUCGGAGGCCGAAAGCUCGUCGCCCUCCGGCUCCUGUCUGCAGAUCGACAAUUUGAGCGUUGCAGAGGAGGCCAGCCGGUUUUUACACUACGGUGAGCACGAGUUGAACGAGAACAAUCUCAGAGCACAGCAAUUUCCCCCUCCGCCUUUUCACACUGUUCAGCAACACUGUCGCAGCAUGCAACAAUCUACCGGCCACACCCCCACGGGGAUGAAAUAUCAGCAUGGGAACAAGCACCACCACUAUCAGUCUCAUUCAUCCGGCCGCAGGAGGCAUCUGAACAGAGCCAAUACCUUCCAUGGCAUCAACCCGCUCCUGUCCUACGGCUGCAAUGGACACUAUGUGGACUCCUCUUGCAGCCUGUGGAAAACCAGGCGGUACAGUCCGGGCAUUAAUGGCCUGCAUGAAGAGAUAGUGGACUUUUUCAACUUCAUGUCACCACGACCAGAGGAGGAGGCCAUGAGAAGAGACGUCGUGAACAGAAUAGAAAGUGUCAUCAAGGACUUGUGGCCCACAGCGCGGGUGGAGAUAUUUGGCAGCUUUAGCACAGGAUUGUAUCUUCCAACAAGUGACAUUGACCUGGUGGUGUUUGGAAAGUGGGACCAUCCUCCACUGCAGGAACUGGAACAAGCCCUGAAGAAACACAAUGUGGCUGGCUCAUAUCCAAUCAAGGUCCUUGACAAAGCUACAGUGCCAAUCAUCAAGCUUACUGACCAUGAAACAGAGGUGAAAGUGGACAUCAGCUUCAAUGUAGAGACUGCAGUGAAAGCAGCACAGUUCAUCAAAAGCUACCUUAAGAAGUACACUGUUCUGCCACCUCUGAUCUUCGUCUUGAAGCAGUUCCUACUGCAGAGGGAUUUGAACGAAGUCUUCACUGGAGGCAUCAGCUCUUACAGCCUUAUACUAAUGGCCAUCAGCUUCCUGCAGUUACAUCCGCGGAUCGACACACGACGUGCCAACAUCAACUUGGGCAUCCUGCUGAUAGAGUUCUUUGAGCUAUACGGCCGGGAUUUCAACUACAUGAAAACCGGUAUCCGGGUAAAGAAUGGAGGGGCCUACCUGUCCAAGGAGGAAAUGCUCAAAGCCAUGGGGAAUGGAAAUAGGCCAUCAAUGCUCUGCAUAGAAGAUCCAAUACAGCCAGGGAAUGAUGUGGGCAGGAGUUCAUACGGCGUCUUGCAGGUCAAGCAGGUGUUUGAUUUUGCCUACAUGGUACUGAGUCAUGGAGUGUCUCCUCUUGCACGUGCUUACCCCAACAAAGAGUAUGACAGUACUUUAGGACGAAUCAUCAAAGUCAGCCCAGAAGUGUUGGCCUACAGGGACUGGACAAUUAAGAAGUGGGGAGCCAAGCAGUACACCAAGCUGGAGAACCAUGCAGUAUUCUGUUCAGUUGCAGAUGUGGAGACCUGUGAGCAGGACCUUGCCAGACUGAUGCUGGUUUCUGUGGAAGAUCAGAGAGACAGUUCCUCCCCCCUCAGCACUGACUCCCCCUCACCUUCUCCAGUCUUCCUUCCCAGCCCCCAACACCAUUCAUCGUCAUCUUCCUCAGCAUGCUCGCUCUCCUCCUCCUCCUCCGGAAGUGACAUAGAGUCUGAUUCUCCCCCGAGCAGCAAUGCUACGAUCCAGCUCCACCCCCUCACCCUGGCUUCAGUCCAUUCAGUAAUCCAGAUGGCUACUGACCUGAGGGCACAUCCAGCAAGCUUCAUCCACACCACGCCUCAGGUCCAGGUGUCCCUCCCAGAAAACCUAACCAUCCCAUCCCUCUCUGAUUGCCAGUUCUACCACGAGAAUCCACCUUCAAUCGGUGUCGUGCACCGUCAUGCAUCACAAGCUGCACAAGUCUCCCACCACACAAACUCCACAAGCCCCCUCCCUAGUCCCCUCCACCGGCUCCACCACCCUCAGGUAGGAGGGCAGCAGAGCCACACUUACACCAUGAGAUCCAAUUCUCAUGGCUCCAUUGAGCCGCACAAAUUGAGCUUCAAGCACAACCAAGGUGGCGGCUUCCGAAGUCAAAACCACUCUCAAGGUAACUUCAGUCCCCAGCAGCGGUUCAUUCCUCAGACUCAUAACGCGGCAUCAGGUUUCAGGAACCAACAGCAGUACAACCGUAACACCUGGCGACGCAGAAAGAGGGACAGUCUUCCUGUUCUCAACCAGAGCAGAUGAAAGACUGAAGGUGCAGGAUUUGACAUUAGUCGUAUUGGCAGUUGAAGGCCUCACCCAGUCCAUCAUGAUUCUUUGGUUUGAGAAGCCGUGAAUGAUUCAUGAUACCUAUUUUUGUUGGAGUCUUGCAAAAAUAGGAAUGAUCGAUCUCUGCUAGCAUUGUGCAAGCAUUAAGUGAAGCUACUUGCUCUUGCAGAUGAAGGAAGACUGUAAAAUGUAACUCUGGUCAUUUUAUUAUAUCAGUCUGAUGGUAGUCAGAGCCCUUCCUCUAAAUUUGAUGUACACCAGCACAGACUUUGAGUAGAAUGCGGAAUUGCUUAUUCUCAGAUGUAGUCUUCUCACCAGUGUCACUUCCCAGUAGCUAAAAUCUGCAACUGUUUUAAAACAUGUGUGCCAUAGUACUGAACUGGUUUGUCAAACCUGGUCUGUCUCUCCAAGUUUUGAGCCUUUUUGACAAGAUUUUUGGCUCAUUUGGUCUUCUGAAUGCAACUCCCUAACAGCACGCUCCUGAUUGAGAGCUCUCACAGCUUUGACUAUCAUCUCUGAAUUGUACUCUGGACUGAAGUGAAGCACUACCUUUCUACCUAUGCAGCGCAACGCUGACUUGAUAUUUUUGGUGUGAUGGCACAAAACUGACUUUGUCUCAAGUGCUUAAACUGUGAUUACUUGUUUGAAUGUACUAAGUGUUUCUUUUUUUUGUGUGUCUUGGUCAUAAUCUUUUUGUUCUCUUGUUUUUGUCACUGAGGGUUUUUUUUUUUGUUGUUGUUGUUGUUGUUCACAUCAGCACUAUGAUGUUUUUGUACUGUAAACAUUGCCACCUUAUUUUAAGUUUGUUGCAUUUAUAUGCAACAAUGACUUGCUUUUAUUUAAUUUAUUUCACAUUUUAGUUUUAUUUUAGGGGUUCUCCCCACUAUAAGUUUGCUUUUUUUUGAUUCUAUACUACAUUGAUCUGUGCAAUAGAUGGAUUUAAGGGCCUUGAUGGAAUGUGUUUGUGUGUGAACAGCUUUCCAGCAGAAGGGGGAGCUAUGGUAUAACAGCAUGACAAAUGUGCCAAAAAUCCCAUGAUGCCAACAUUUUUCUCAUGUUUAAUUUACCAUUGCGUUACUAUCACUUGAACUUUUGCCAACUGCCUGUUCAAAUGUUUUUCCACUUGUAGUUCUCAUUUUCAACAACCACUUCUCAGUGGUUUGACUUUUAUUUUAGGUGCAUUUUCUCUUGAUAGACUGUACUGGGGAAAUGCAUCUUUAGCAGUGUUCACUCGUCAUUUCAAAAAUUAGGUUUCAGAAAUAGUUGGUGCUACUUAUUACCAGCAAAGUGCUUGUUUUCUCUGCCUUAUAUCUCCUUUGAUUCUGUUUAAGCAACAGGUUUAACUGCCUUCAUAAAUGACCAAAUUUUCCCUUUUUCCUGUAUGUAGCUAAAGCUUUCUGUCUUUGUUUCAAUGAGCACUGUCAGGGUUACUUAUUUUAAUCUUAUUAUUUUUAGAUACAGCUUCUAGGUGUAUGCUCUAGGAGCAGACUCCCACUGCAGUCAGUGAAUGUUAGCAUCAUCAUGUCACACUUUUUUUUUUUUUUUUUUUUUUUUUUUUUUUUUAAAUUCAGAGGUCAUAGUUACAAAUCGGUUGCGUAAGAGGUCCUUACAUUUCAGAGGGAUCCCUCUCCAUAUUUAAAGUCAGUAUUGCUAAAACAAGGUUUCAAAGCUACAUAAUUUACACCGUAAUCCAUAAAAGGACUUGAGCUUGGGACAUCGCAUAUUCACCAUUACAGGAGUUUUGGUAGAGCCAUUAACAAAAACCAAACUUUGGUGAAGUCAUGUGUUCCAGAAGUCUGAUUAUUGUAACACCCUGGGUACCAAACUGAUGGAAUCAACAUGAUACUGCUGGAACUGUCCCCUUGUUCUCAGUUUGGCUUUUCAGCGAGCCAUGUAAAGGACAACUAACUCCCACAAACCAAAUCCCCAGCUCAUAUCUAUGUAAUUAUGGAUGGGUUGUAAUGUGUAAAUGACAUAUAGAUCUAUACCUUGUUUUUUAUGUAAGUUUUUCUAUUUUUUUAAUAAACAUUUUAAAACUCCCA